AUGUCUUCCUCAACGCAGGACCUCAUCCCGCAACUUCACCUCUGGACAACGUUCGGGGCACUUUUUAUUGGGGUCAACAUUGCUGCAGUUCUCUUUGGUCUCAGCAACAUUCAAGCUUUCAUCUACUUUCAGACGCACAAGGGCACAGGGAUUUCAUUCUAUAAGUUGGUCGUCAUCUGGCUUUGGAUACUCGAUGCUUUGCAUCUGGCCUUGAUAGUCCAUUGCAUGUAUUAUUAUUUGGUGACCAACUUCGGGAACAUCAAUGCACUCACAGAAAUUGUAUGGAGCUUCAAGGCCCAGAUAGUAGUCGAUGUUUUAAUCGUCUAUGCGGUACAUCUUCUGUAUCUUUAUCGCAUAUGGAUAAUUAGCGAGGGCCGAUCAAGAGUUAUCCCUAUAACAGUGGCCGUAAUAGAAUUGCUAGGCUCAGGUAAAUCUAUCACGUCUGGAUUCUCCAUCCGCUUGAUCUUGAAGCUUUCAGGUGUUGCCAUAGCCCUUAUUUGGGCCGUAUAUCAGUGCCGAUUGUUCUCGGAUUUGCUCGACAAGGAGUGGUCGACAUACAUGACUUUGGGCACGACGACUUUUGUCGAUAUCGUGAUUGCAUCGUCACUAUGCUACCUCCUCGCUACUUCCCGUACAGGAUCCUCUAGCACCGAUUCCUUGAUCACAAAGCUCAUGGCUUACAUUAUUAAUACAGGUAUCCUGACAAGGUAUUCCUUCUUCCAAACUAUCCAAUAUCUUGACUCAAAUUUCAUGCAGCAUAUGUUCAAUGGCAACUAUUAUUACAUGAUGCCGAACAACUUCGUCUUCCUCGGUGUUGAGUUUUUAUUGGCCAAACUGUAUGUUAACUCGUACCUCGCGCUCCUGAACGCACGACACUACGUGCAAGCCAACGCAGACACUGGCAAUUCUUACCAAUUCGAUAACAUCUACCGCCCGGAGCUGCCCGCUGGGGCGUCGCAAGACGAGGAGCUCCAGGCAUCCCGGCAGGACGUUUGUAAACUUCCCGACGAUGACUCGGAAGUGGCGCAUCCUACUCGAUUUGUCGUGUCGCAGCGGCCCAUUGAGGUGACUGUACAGAUGGAUUCCUUGUCAGUGUGA
This is a messenger RNA of Suillus clintonianus, 1098 nucleotides long. RefSeq lists its product as uncharacterized. The record is from RefSeq and is a predicted model, not a curated record. NCBI's taxonomy places the organism in Eukaryota, Fungi, Basidiomycota, Agaricomycetes, Boletales, Suillaceae. The coding region runs from base 1 to 1098 and encodes 365 amino acids. The transcript is spliced from 15 exons.